GCUGCCGCCGGUGCCGUCCCCUGGCAGCCGCAGCCCGGCCGCCGCCGCCUCAGCCUCAGCCAUGGCGAGCGAGGAGCGCCGGCAGCCGGAGGCGGGCGGGGAGAGCGACGGCGGCGGCGGGCGGCAGCGGGCGGAGGCUCGGCGGCAGGCGGCGGGGCCGGUGCCGGUGCCGGUUGCCGAGGUGCCGGGCGGGGCCGGGGCGGCGCUGCUGGGCGAGACGGGGCUGGCGCUGGGCUGCUGCAUCGCGGCAGCGCUCAGCUGGGAGCGGCCCCUGCGCAGCCUGGGCGGCUUCGUCUGCGCCAACCUGCUCUUCUGGUUUGUUGCUCUGACCCCUUGGAGAGUGUAUCAUCUGACUUCUCUCAUAAUACUUGGAGUGCUAGUUCUUCAGAUAAUAAAGGAUUUGGUCUUAUCUAGGAUAAAAGGUGCACAGCUCUGGAGGAGAAUCACUGACAACUGUUUGAGAUCCCAUGGCCAAAAAGCCCCAAGGCAGUUGAGAUUUUCAGCCUUAGUGCUGCUCUGCAACUCAAGGAAUGCUCAGCUCAUCUUUCCUAGCUGUUUGACUUUGAGAGGCCUUGAACUAGAAGUAUCCCAGCUGAAGAAUGUGGAAGCUGAAGAAGAAAAUGACUGGGAAGUCAUCAGUUCCAGGCAAGACUACAGACUCAGAAUAAAUCAGUGCAUUUCAGAAACACUGAUGAAUUUAUUUGUAUUUCUUCAAGAAAUGUCCCACUUCAAGGAACAAAACCCUGGCAAGUUUUGCCUACUCGUCUGCAGUAUAUGUACAUUUUUCACUGUCUUGGGAAGUUACAUUCCUGGAGUUGUCCUCUCCUAUGUUCUGUUAUUGUGUGCCUUUUUAUGUCCCUUCCUCAAGUGCAAUGAAUUUGGACAGAAAUUGUGCAACAAAAUCAAGUCUGUUCUGAUGAAACUAGAUUUUGGAAUAGUGGAAUACAUUAACCAGAAGAAAAAAGAGAGAUCCGAAACAGCAAAAACAAAACCCACAGAAGAUGACAGUGAAUUAGACAUAUCAGCCCUGUGUCCUAAGGUUAGUCCUGCAGUUGUUGCCAAAGAGCUGUCAGUGUCUGACACAGAUGUAUCAGAAGUAUCUUGGACCGAUAAUGGGACCUUUAACUUAUCCGAGGGGUAUUCUCCACAGACAGACACAUCUGAAGAUUUUGACCGACCUAGUGAUCAUGAGGAAGCUUUUGCUAGAGAUCUUGCAGAAUUCCCUUCCUUAGAAAAUGGUGCAGGAACAAAUGAUGAUGAUGACUCAAGCAUCGGUAUGCCCAUCCAGCAAAAAAGAAAAAAAGAACAAACAUAUUUCAAGGUGGAUCAUUCUUCCAGACAGAGUAAAGAGAGACCAUCCACUGCAGGGCUCUCCUUGCCUUUGACCAGUGACCAAACCUUUAAUUUAAUGAGUGGAAUUGCUGGGGAUGUCAUCGCAGCUGCAGUGUCUGCUGCCAUCAAAGACCAGUUGCAGUCUGUACAGCAAGCUUCUUCGCAUGCAGUGCCCAGUUUGAGUGAAGAGACAGACACAGAGGAAGCCGAUGAUUUUGAACUGCUUGACCAGUCUGAGCUUGAGCAGAUUGAGAAAGAAUUGGGACUUUCACAAGGCCAAGAAGCAGAAUCCCAGGAGAAAAAGAAGUCUUCAGGCUUCCUUUCAAAUCUGCUUGGAAAUCAUUAACCUGGGAAUUGCAGUUGGUGACACAGAAGAAAUGAAACACAAAACACACACAAAAUCAAAUGCAAAAAAGGAAAAUUCUGAGCUGUAAGCUUUAACUAUCACUUUAGAUGUGUUGUAAUAAUUUCCCUUAUGCAGAGUGAAUUAACUGGAUAAAUAUCAGCUGAUACUGAUAGUUUAAUGUUUCUGGUAGUUAAACCUCAAUGUUAUAGUAUGGAAAUGAAUUAUCUAUCCACUGUUUGGUUGCAGAUGAGUGUUGGAGGUCAGUUGUUCAAAAGGUUUGGGGAAGAGGGUUUUUUUUCAUCUUUUUGCCAAACAUACAUUUUGGGGUCCUUAGCCAAAGUUUCAACAUCGGCAACUUAUUUAUUCUCAGUUGCCAACCUUGGCCGGCAAUCUUAAUGAUUCACACUGCGAGGAUGAGUUAUCAGAGGAUUGCAGUGAGAUUAACUAAGUCUCGCCUCCGUCAGUCAUACUGAGAAGUCUGGAGCCCUGCAGUUAUUAUUAGGUAUAGUGCAUCUACUAUUUAUGAACACGGUAACCAGCAGAACUCUAGUUUAACUGUGUGCAACACUGUCAUCAGUGGACUUGAUUUAACACUUAAAAUCUUUGAAUUAUUUUGGAUAUGGUGAUGCAUUUCCACGUUUUUUGCUGUUUUAGGCUUGUAGAGUUGUAACGUGGCACGCUAUUUGACUGACCACCUGCUGUGUUCCUUGAUAGAGUCUGGUCCUUGGCAGUAUUGCCUGUGUAAAGUCAGCCAACACAUUUUUAUAUUUAAGAGUUAAUAUGUAAACUGAACAGCCUUUUGGGGAGCAGGUGGGGUAGUUAUUGUUUGGAUUAGGGAAGAUAUAAGAGUUAGAGGCAAAGAGAAGGGCUUCUUUCGCUGCCACUUCUGUAAUUCAAGAUUCUGUGUGGGUUUUUCUUUGUUUGUUUGUUUUGUUUUGUUUUCUUCUGUUCUUUUUUUUUUUUUUUUUUUUCCCUGGAACAGCUGCCAUCACUUGCAACAAAAGUUGUGUUGCAAGCUGGAUCUCUUAAUACACUUAAAGUAUUCAGUGCGGUCAUUCGCUAUAGAAGUCACUCAGAAUCUUCUCGGCACCUAAACUAGUAAAAUAAAAAUGAACUUGUUUAAAUUAUUUGCCAUUUUAAACCCCAUGUAUGCUCAGUGAAUGGCAUGGGAUCUUAAGCAGGUUACUUGUUUGAUUUUUCGUAGGGCUUUUUUGUUCACCUUUAAUAUAAUCAAAUUGUAAUACCAAGCAAUAGUAAUCAAAGAAGUAGGAAGAAGUAAAGCUAGUUUUUCUAAUGUGAUGUAAACAGUUAGCAGAGUCGAGGGACCAUGUCAGCUGCUACUACUACUAAAGUGAUUUUCCAUUUGCUGGCAUUUUAAGAGGUGAAUACUGUCAUCCAGGACCCUCAGAAAGUACAGCAACGGAGUGAAAAAAUGUUCACUAACAUGUAUGUGUAGGUAAACCUGUGUUUAACUCUUUUUUUCCUGAGGUGACAAAGUAGGCAGAUGGCCAAACAGAUUGUAGCUAAAGAAAAGAUGCUGAUAAUUUUUGACACUGGCUUUAUCGUUGCUUGUGCUUUUGUGUCAGUAAUGCAUAUUGAUCGUGUUUGCUGUCCUUUACCAGUAAAAAAGUGAGCCUGUGCCUUCAUUAUCCAAUCCAUUUUGAAAUAAGCAGAUGCCGGAUGUAGAUCCCAGAAGAUGCAGCUUUUGAAAUGGUAACAUCUUAACAUUAAAAACAAGAUACUGGAAAUCAUUUUAAAAAUGUGGCCAUGUCGCUUUCACACUGUUAGUUGUUAAGUUUCAUUUUCAACUUCCCUAAGUCUGUCCUUCUCAUUUGGAAAAACAAAAACAAAAGAGGCUUUUGCUGAGAAAUGAGUAAGUUGAAAGGCCAUUUAAGUUUCUCAGACGAGUUAAAAACAUUGUCUCCCUGCUGCAUGUAUAGGACAAUCUAUAUAUUGAGAAGAGUACAACUUCCAGGUUGCUGACGGGACUUUGCAGAGUACCUAGGCCAAGCGUGCUUCCCGAACAAGGGCACUCGCUGGUGCCAGAAGAUGCAACAGGCGCCAGGACAGGGAGAACUGGAGAGGCAGCAGCGCUCAGCGAGUUUUGCUGAAGUGGGUGGACAAGACAUGCGAACUAGCUGUCAGUGGUGGCAUCGCAACAGCGUGCACUUUAUUGUUGUUUUAUGAAGAAUGCUGUGAUUAUAAAAGUACUUAACACAGGGGCGCUCUUCUAGAAUAAUUAGAUCAAGAAGGAUAAGCAGUUGGAGGAGUUUCUCAGACUUUUUGUAAAUGAUCCAUUUUCUGGUUUCGACAUAGAAAAACAGAUCCAUUUUUCUUCAAUAAAGCAUGUGUCUCUCUUGCUUUUACUUUCCAUUUAAAAAAAAAAAAAAAAACUCGAGAAAGCAAAUCAUUAAAGCUUAGGGACAUAAUUACUUAUUUGACUGUCUUGAAUUUUGUCUGUUCUCAUGGUAGUUGAUUACAUGGUAUUUUUUUUUAUUCAAGCCCCUAAAUACUGUGGAAGGAGGUAAUUCUCUACCACUUACUAUU
This is a messenger RNA of Anas platyrhynchos (mallard), 4225 nucleotides long. RefSeq names its product reticulophagy regulator 1 (gene RETREG1). The record is from RefSeq and is a predicted model, not a curated record. Lineage: Eukaryota; Metazoa; Chordata; Aves; Anseriformes; Anatidae. Gene Ontology annotation, biological process: negative regulation of neuron apoptotic process; reticulophagy. Gene Ontology annotation, cellular component: endoplasmic reticulum membrane.